Molecule: messenger RNA, 1464 nt
Organism: Pyrus x bretschneideri (Chinese white pear)
Lineage: Eukaryota; Viridiplantae; Streptophyta; Magnoliopsida; Rosales; Rosaceae
Product: protein GLUTAMINE DUMPER 2-like
Exons: 1
Coding region: 652-1194 (180 amino acids)
Biological process (GO): regulation of amino acid export
Source: RefSeq, a predicted model, not a curated record
UUUAAAUUUUAUGAUUCAUGCAGUAAAUAGACACAAUUAUAUUUCAAAGUUUAAACUUCUCAAACGGUGAUAAAUAGAGUGAUGAGCAUUACUAUCACUUAGUAAUUGUGAACCAAAAAUGCACCCAAACUUUAAUGAUUGCCCAACAAGCUCAUUGGCCUGACAUUGAAAAAAAAAAAAAAAAAACAAGCAUAUUGGCAAAGGGAAGUUGAUUACUUCAGACAGGUUUUGUCUUGAUCAAUAGUUUAGUCUUUAGACUCGCAAUCUACCAAAUUUAAAUAUUUUACUAAAAAAUAUGACUAAAAAAUCAUCAUAAUAAAUGUUCAUGACUUGGGCUCCAAGAAUCAUUGGUUAAUGUAUUUUAUAGCCCCAUAAACCCUUAAGUCUUAAAGUUCUCCAUCAGCAUGAUCCAACCUUGAAGUGCACACAACCAAAAAACAGGGCCAAAUCCCCAAAUCCGUGACACCGUUAAGAAAGAAAAAGAAAACAAAACAGAGAGACAAAACACUUUUCCCCUGCUAUAAAUACCAUAACCUACCACCUCCAUUUUCAUCAGCUCAAAUUUCUUCACCUUCUUUUCAUCAACUCAAAUACCUUCCUAAUUUCCAAAACACCAAUUAAAAAAAUAUAUAUUCCAAUUUAAAAAUAAAUAUGAGAACCGUAAUUGCCUUCUCUACUGCAAUUCCGGCAACAAAAUCUCCACUGGAAUCAUCGCUGCCGCCAACUCCAACACCAACAGCCAUGGGGCAGCAGCAGCAGCCGCGCUCACCGUGGCACUCUCCGGUACCCUACCUAUUCGGUGGCCUGGCGGGGAUGUUGGGUCUGAUUGCUUUUGCUUUGUUGAUCCUUGCCUGCUCUUACAGGAAGCUUCCGAGCCGGUUGGAGGAUAGAGAGGGAGGCGAGGGAGACUUAGAGAGCGGCGGCGGCGGCGGCGACGAGAAAGGCGACGGGUCGAAUAAAUCAGUGAAGGUGUUCGAGGAGAAGAUUUUGGUUAUUAUGGCAGGGAAUGAGAACCCAACUUUCUUGGCCACGCCGGUUUCCGUGUGCUCGAAAGCUGCUUCUUUCGGCGGAGCUGGCGAUCAUGCCGACGAACAGGGGAUGAGCAAAGAAGUAAAUAAGGAGGAGAGCUCCGAGAAAGUGAAAGAAGAAAUGGGGUCCCAUGAUCCCGAAGAACCCGAAAAUAUUCGAAAUUAAGACGAUGAAUCUGAGACUCAGCCGAGGCGAUUACAAGAAGAGCAAGUACAACAUGAAAACCAGCGAGCUUAACCAGGGCCGGCCCUGAGAGUUUGGCCCUAGGAAACCUUCGAAAUUGGGUUCUAGAGUUCUCUAACUCCUGACCCUUUGUAUUUUGACAAGUGUAAAAAAAAUUCACUAAAUACAUGAAAAAUCUAUUUUUACAUCAAAUAUUAUUAAAAAUUAAUAUCAAAAGAAAAAAGAUAUACAAACAUUACUCAAAUAUUAGUA